AUGUCCAUCUUCGGCGCGCCUUCGACGCCCGUCGCGGGCGCGAGCGCGCUUUUCGCGCCCGCGGUGACGACGCCGGCGAACGUCGGUGGGACGCCGCGCGCGACGGACGCGAACGGGGACGAUGCGCGACGUAAAAGCGACGGAUGGUCGCCGGCGUCGCGGUAUCAAAAUCUGCUCUCGAGCGUGCGCGCGCUCGAGCACGGACGCGCGAGUGAACGCGAUCGAGAGCGCGCGCGGCGGGCGCUGAGGGUGAACGAGACGCGGUUGCGGGAGAUGACGUUCUUUGAGGGACGGAACGCGGGAGACGCCGCGCGAGUGGCGAGCGGGCGGGCGACGCUCAGUCACGGGGGCGAGGCGCGGUUGGGGGAGCUGGACGUCGAACACGCGAGCGCGAUCGCGGUGGCGUUGGAUUUGAAUGAAAUAGUGAGCGUUGAACUUAUGGUGGGGGCGAUAGAGCACGGCGCACCUGCGGAUGACGUGGUGCCGGCGGCGAUUGGGAUUUACAUGCGCGAACGCGCCGCGGCGCUCGAGUCGUUGCUGGCGGUGUUGCGAUGCGCGGACGGGACGGCGCCGUUGGACGGGGUGAUGGAUGAAGAAUUGAAAGAUUACGCGGACGGUUUGUUGCGCGAUGGCGCGCUGUUUGCGCGAUUAGUGAAGCUCGUCACCGCGCCGCCGCCGGGUGGACCAUUUUUAGUCGCGCCGACCGUGCCGACGCAACACGUCGGCGGGCCAUUGGCGCUCGCGGGGCAGCAGCAACAGGCGACGACGUCGUCAUCAUCACAAGAGCGCUUGCUCGGACCUUUAGACAAGUUAGUAGAUAUCCGCGGCCGUCCGAUCUUACGGCAAGAGUGCGUGGCGCACGAGCGACGACUCGUCGUCGAGUGCCUGUUCCACUCGGCGCGAGUGUCAACAAGCUUGAGUUCGGAAAAUGCGCAAGCACUCUUGGUGUUGGCGGGACGCUCUGCGGAAGCGAUGCGAGACCUGGAGAAGGUUGCGGUGGAAGACAUGCCGACGGGUUACGGUACGAUUUUUGCCGCGGCUGCGAUGUUUACGCCGACGCUAUCCGGCGUCGAGGCGGCAGUACCGAAGACAGACUUGGCCAAGGCAGUAGCGACAACGAUCAACUCCCCGAACGCACCUCCGUUAUUUUCAUUCGUUCGAUUUGCCUGGGCGAUCUUAGCGCUUGAUCUCGGUCUAAGCGAAGCCGAGGAGGCCAUUAAGGAAAGUCUGAAGAAUGACGCGCUCGAAGCCAUCGAUCUGGUGUUGAAGACUGGAGUUUUCCAAGACGAUCACACUGUCGCGCGGACGCAAAACCUGGAGCUCGUGCACAUCAUACUUUCGCGAUAUCUUCAUCACAAUCUGCGGAAAACAUCUUUGCAUCGAAUGCUCACGGAUGGUACUGCUGUUAGGGAGCCAUUUGUCGAAAACGGGCUCACAAUUGAAAUCGACGCGGCAAAACCCAUGGCGGAUGUCUGCUCCGUCUUUGCCGAGCUGUACAAGCAAGAACCUAAACUCGCAAAGGCAUGCGCUGGGUUGAAGAGCUUCCUUGAGAUUUCUGGUGAUAGCGAGCACUCCGUCGGUUCGCUCGUCAAGCUUCUCGAGCUUUGCACGACGAUAGCUCAAACGAGCGAAGAUGCUCGGCGUAUUUUUGAGCUCUUACAGCGCAGCCAAGGCGCGGCAAACUGGGAUCGCUUGCUAGGGGCAUUAAUUGGCUACGUUCAGCGCUUUAUGUCGAGCCCCGAUGAUUUAAUCGACGCCGGGGAAGAGUUCGAUCCUCGCGAAGGCGAUCCAGAAAUGAACGAAGCCGACGCAGAGGGCUUGCGCGCGUAUCUCGCCGUGUUCAAGGCGGUGAUGGAGAAUGCCGAGCGCGCCGAGGCGGCGCACUGGCUGAUGUGGUUAGAACACAGGAUUGGGGCGGCUUUGAUGGACGCCUUAUUGCAGCUUUACAUUAAUCCCGUUCCACUGCACCUCAAAGCGGCGCUUCUCGACGCCAUCGGUGCGUUAUGCUGGGAUCAAAACACCGCGUUUGACGUUUGGCAACUGCUCGACCAGGCUGGCAUAUUGCCGAACCCUAUGCAAACAGGCUUGUUGCAAACGGCGACUUCGCAGCGUUCGGAUGUCUCCUAUAUAUACUCUAUGAUCGAGACGCACGAGCACAAGUACGAGAGCACCACUGGGUGGCUGCGAUUGAUUGGUAAACUUUUAGCGAUGACGAGAGACAUCGAAAACGGUCCUUGCGCCGAUGGUGGUAGCCCAUCGUGGUUCCACACUCGGUUCAUUCGGGAUAGGCUUUUGGGGGAGUUGGGUACGCGAGUGCACGUCGACCAAACGGAGCGAUGGGUCAUGGCGCGCGACUGCGUCGAUCACUUGCUCUUCAUGUUGCGUUUGUACGAAGACACCAUGAUCUCAUCCUUCACGGUCGAGGACGUGGAUUCGGCGAGUUUGGAUGCGCCACUUGCUAUUGGUUACGGUGAACCGUCCAGUGUGCUCGCCCUUCGAAGUGCGGAGCACACGCGAGGCGACGUCGAGCGCCCCAGCACGCCGGGUGCUGAUAUCCUCACCGACUUUUUGACAUCUGGAUCAACCUGUCAAAUGGUGAUGAACAUUCUCUCCAUCGGUGCCGAGUCGCUGAGUUUUGAGCGUCACGCGCGUCACGGUGAUGCGUUGGAAGAUUGCGUUCUGGGCGCGUUGCAACUUUUGGAUUACAUCCUUUCUAUCGAUCAGCGCGCGGUCGCAAAAUUGCGCGCCAAGCACAAGGAUGCAGUUUUUUAUCGCACUUUAGAUGAGGUGCUCUCGGCAGACAUGACGCAGAUGGCGAACAUCCUGGGGUACGUUCAGUACAAGUAUAACCCGGAGAUCACAUACACGGCGUUGAAAAUAUUGCGCGUGCUCUGUCAACGAGUCGAGCACAUCGUUGCGUUGCUUCCACCGGCGUCGCGUGCCGCCAUCGUCGAGGGCUGCGCGAGCUGCUUGGAGCUUGCGUUCGCGAUGGUGCCUCCGGGAGACGAAGAAAUUCCUCUCGAGGAAAGCGCUUCGAGUGCGGUCGACUGUGCAACAUUAGUUUUCGAACUGUUGCAUGAAAAUCUCGAACGCGCUGGUGCGAAUAUGUCUCACCUGCUGCUCGGUUUUGACAUCACGGGCGCAUCGAGCGAAAUCGAGGUUUCACCGUUCACUGAGUUCAACUGUUUGAGCGUCAUACUCGAACUUCUUGAAGCAGCGCCACCGUCAAUGCACGCGAGCGUCGUCUUGCCGUAUCAAGCACCGGAGCUCGCGGCAGAUCUUUUACAGCGUUUGGCGACGUGCAAAUCGACGGCGCCGCCUACCUUGGCUCUUCUCGAGCAAUGGCCGCCGCACGCGCCAACGUUGGCGUUGUCUGAUUUGCUCUCCGAUGCGUUACGCACCGAGCUUCCAAAGGAGCCAUCGAAGAGGCGAUCGGUGAUGCACCAUCGCUCGAGCAUUUUGCGCUUAUGUGCAGAAGUUCUCGAGGUUGAGGCACCGCCAGCGAAGGGCCGAGUACCGGAAAUGGCGCCAACGCUGGUGUUGGAUAUCAUGAAUGUGUUGUUGGACAACGGGCGCGAGGGUCUUGGUGCAUACACACAUGAUCCCAACGUAGAGCACGGGCAGUUCGCUGUUCUGGAAUUGCCGAAGAGCGUCACCCAAUUGUCGGAGACGAGCACCGAGCUCGCACUUUUGGCGAGCUUUGGCGACGACGUGAAUGAAAUGAGAGAAGAGCUUUCGGCGACACAGCUUUUGGACGAUUCCAGAAAUGUCGCUGAAGGUGGUAUCAUGACAACCAGUCGGCGGGGAGACAAGGUAAUUGAUGCAAGCGUCGUGAGAGCGAAGCUUCAGGCAGAGUGCAGGCGACUUGACUCUGAGUCGCACCACAUGCAUGGUGUGAGACAAGACGCGAUGGAAUUCGUGAAGAGCCGUCGCGAGCGCGCAAUCAACGCUACUUUGCGCAUUGUCGAAGCUCGCAACAGUGUGAUCGAGGAUGCCACGGCUAGAUCCGAAAUAUUCCUCGCCUGGGAGAAGCUCGUCACUCUCGCAGUGUCCCGAGGUUUGUCCAGCAUCGUGACCUAUUUCGAUUUGCGAAACGCGUCUGUGACGACGGCGGCGGUUGACGACAGUCCCUUGAGCUCGCACAGCAUUCUCUUCGAACUCGUUGAUGGCAUCUUAAGUGGCUUGUGUGAAGCCGAACCUUUUGGUGGUGGCUCUGACAGUGCCAAAGCGGCGCCGUUUUGUCGUCUGGUCCAUGUCAUUGUUUCACAGCUUCGUCAGCUUGGGGAACAGGAUCGCGCGAAGGGCAACACGAGCGCCGUGCUUGCGCCGUCCAAGUGCCGAGCCUUGCUCCGUAGUCUGAUUGCAUCGAUGCUCCAUCGUACCCCCGUCCCUCAAGUGUCCCGUUUGGACAUAAUCAGCGCUUUACUAGACUAUCUGGCAUACUGCAGGCCUGACACUGACGGCGUCAGCCCAGUUACAAAGCAAGGUCAAGCCGUCGCCGGAACGAGCGUGGCGUUCUCGCAGGUGAUGGACAUUGAUAUCGAGAAGGGUAACGCCGCUAUCAUUCAACGCGAUGCAACUGCGCUCGUUGAUUUGAUUUCGCGCGAUGCCAAAGAAGGCUCGAAUGACACGAAAGCGAUUACCUUGGGGGCGCUCGAGGCCAUGGUGGCGGUGUGUUCGGGCACGGGCGUCGGCGGCAUCGAAGUUUUGCUUUUGCAAAACGACAUCGCAAAGUCGUGCUUGCGCGAAUUAGAGUGUGUUUCGAUGCCAGAUUUGGUCUUGAACACGCCGCGCGCUGCGGCGCAUUCCAAAGCGAUUGAAGCGUCGCUUUCUCUCUUGCUCCGAAUGGCGCAAAGUGAACCGAGUCAAAUGGUUGCUCUCGGUACCCUCGUGUCGUUGACGCGCUGCCGCGCCAUUGAUGCGUAUGCUGACAUACACAGUGCGUCGGCAGCGACGGCGACCAUGGCGGUCGAUGCGCCGUUUUCAGAUCUACCCAUUCCGCGCGCGCGUCAUCACAAGCUCUUGGUGAAUGUGAUUCGUCUCGUCGGUAGUCUUCUUGCCGCCGCGCCGCAACCAAAACCGGUGCCGUCGCCGACGCUCGGGCAAUAUCCGGGCGCUAUCGUCGAAAGCGAUGGCAUCCCCGCGGUUAUCUCUCAGACGCUUGAAUUCGUAGAAGCUCACGCGGCGGUGAUCCAUCGCGUGCUUGCGGACCGAGCUUCGCGCCCACAUCUCGCAGACUUGGCCGAGCUCGAAGCCACAGUGAACUUGGUGACGAGAUUGCUCAAAGGUCCCGUCUUACCAGAUCCAAAGCUGCGACUUCACGGCGCAAUGGACGUGCUCACAAUGACCGUAUGUUCGGAGUCGAACAAAUAUGUAAAGUACGUGUCGAAGACGCUCGGAAAAUCCUCCGCGGGCGACGACAUGAUGCUCGCGGCCUCCGAUGACUUGCGCGCACUCGACGCCGCGGAUCGCAUGUGGAGGCGUUUCAUCAGCAUAAGAAGCAUGAUUCUCAGCGUACAACGCGUACUAGUCAAUAAGGGUCUCACGAAGUUUACUUUUGCCGCUUCUGAUGGCGUUGUUGGAGACGAAAGACCGACGGUGCAUUUAUUCGGCACCGUCGUGAUGCGCCUUUCGCUCGAGCUCAGCCAACUCGCCGAUGCCAGGCGAGAUGCGCUGAAAUCGAUCGAUCACUACAAAAUUCUGCGCGAUGGGAGCGUGACCGAAUCCGACUUGCUCGCUCGAGUGGCGCUAGUCGAAUCAGACAUCCGCACAGUUGUCAUCUCUACGGAGAACGCUCUCGAGGUGCUGUACGCGCACCUUCAACCUCUAGUGUACAGUGGCGAUGACGAUAGCUUGGUCGCCCCUUCCAUGGAACUGAACGGGGGUAAAACGCGAACGAGCGAGUUCGGUGUUUUGGCGUCGUUCAUGCUCCCCGGGUUACAUUCUCUCAUCCAAUUUGAGAAGUCCACGCUCGGUUUGGACACGGAAUUCAUCAACAUGCUCGCGAGGAGGGUGCGAGAUUCACUGGAAACGAGUGACCCGACGGCGCACAGAAAUCGAUUUGGAAUAGCCUAAAGAUAG
Messenger RNA from Ostreococcus lucimarinus CCE9901, 6081 nucleotides. RefSeq lists its product with no specific name. The record is from RefSeq and is a predicted model, not a curated record. NCBI's taxonomy places the organism in Eukaryota, Viridiplantae, Chlorophyta, Mamiellophyceae, Mamiellales, Bathycoccaceae. The transcript has a single exon. The coding region runs from base 1 to 6075 and encodes 2024 amino acids. Gene Ontology annotation, cellular component: nuclear pore.